Messenger RNA from Camellia sinensis, 1033 nucleotides. RefSeq lists its product as uncharacterized. Lineage: Eukaryota; Viridiplantae; Streptophyta; Magnoliopsida; Ericales; Theaceae. The record is from RefSeq and is a predicted model, not a curated record.
UCCCUCACUCCACUGUUUCUGCAACACGAAACAAUCAAAAAACGCAAUAAAUCUCACCCUACUUAUUGUAGUACAGCAAUGCAAGACAAUGAAGUCCACAUGAUCUCUUUGAUGCUUCACUUCCCCGAAAUCACCAACAAUUUAUUAUUAUUAUUAUUAUUAUUAUUAUUAUUAUUAUUAUUAUAUGUUUCUUCAUAUGUAUAUGUAUCGAUAUGGGCUUGGAGAGGCACCCUUUUCCUUAUCUCUACGGAUUUUCUGGUCGACUUUGGUGUUCUCUAUCUAAGGGAGUGACGAAAGGCCGGUGAUCCUCCUUAUUUUCGUUUCCUUUUUUUAAUUUUCUCAGAAAAAUUUCAAUUGUGUUGAGCUAUUUAAGACUAAUUUUGAAGCUUGUGAAUGCUGAAUUCACAAAUCUGUAUUUUGUCGUUUCUGGGUUGUUAAAGGAGGAGAGAGAGGUUGUUUUGGCAAUAUGAAGGGUUUUGUGUUAUGGGUUUUGUUCGUGGCGGUUGGGACAACUUUGAUUUUUCUUAGUUUCUCUACCGAAGGAAGGACCUCCUCUGUUCCUGAUAUGGCUUUAACUCGCCAUGGGGAUGGCAUGGCAGUGAUGGCAAGAAACAGGAAGCUGAAGGAGAAUGGUUAUGCUUCAAGCACUGACAAGAGCAAUGCAGGCAGUGUGAAUCUGGAGGACUACAAUCCUAUUGAUCCAGUUCCAAGUUCAAAAGCAUCCUUAAGGCCGGGACCUAUCCAGCAUGGCACUCCGCUUAUGCCUUAUAUCCCAAAGCCUUCACCUCCUGGUCACCCGAAGCCUGGUGGGUUUACUUAGUGUCUGCCUUAGAAUCUUUCUGUGUGAUUUGCUAUGCAUGAAAAGUGAAAAAUGUAAUAAAAUCGUAGUUGACACGAUGUUUGAACCAUUUGGUGUAUUGUAUCAUGUUUAUAUGCCUAAUGGAGCUGUGUCUUUUUUUUUUGUCUGUUUGUUGUGGUCUGUAAACAUAUGCUGUUUUUUAAUGUGGAUUUCUUUUCUUUUUGUUUGAUGGUA